Molecule: messenger RNA, 2801 nt
Organism: Panicum hallii
Lineage: Eukaryota; Viridiplantae; Streptophyta; Magnoliopsida; Poales; Poaceae
Exons: 2
Coding region: 588-2144 (518 amino acids)
Molecular function (GO): protein binding
Source: RefSeq, a predicted model, not a curated record
AUGCCAGAAGGGAGCCGCCUGUACAGAACAGAGAGGCAGGCGGUGGUCUACAGAUUCUUCGAGCCGAGCAGCGAGCACACACAUCCCGGGGCCUCUGCUGCCCCUAGGCUAGCUACGCGCUAGACGAAACACGCUGCUGUUGCCUGUUCAUCUUCUCCAAUCAUUUCCCUGUAUUUUCCAUCAUUUGAUUUCUUUCUUCAUCUUGGUACAGUUUCCAUUUGUAGCGACGCGACAGCCCCAAUUCCUACUAAAUUUGGCCUGUGCCUAUUGUUUUACGGGGGAGAAAAAUAUCAUUCGCUCCUGCUCCGGGUGGGAAGGGUGUCUAUAAAGUAAAGGUGGCGUCGCCAUUGCGGGCGGCGCUAGCAGUGGCACUAGCUGCUCUCACGAGACGAGACGAGACGAGCCUGCGUGCGUGGGGAGGUUGACCGGGACUCCUUCCGGAUCCUGAAAUAAGGCCACCGCUCGUUUCCCCGUCCGCUCUCCCCUCCCUUCACUCCCUCCCCCUUGCAUUUUAGCCUCCCGCGGUUCUGGAGCCGCGGGCCAUUCCCAACCAUCGUUCCGGUGGUGGCCGGUAUUGGCCGAGACCCAUGGGCAUCCAGGUCGCGGCGGUCGUCACGCCGCCGCCGUGCUCUUCCCCCUCGUCUUCCUCCCCGGCGUCGCCUUCGUCCUCCGCCAUUGCCGCGUCGCCGCGGCAUGCCGUGCCCGGCGUCAGGCUGGGGAGGAGCCAGUCGUCGCUGGCCGCCUGGAGCGCGGGCCUCGGUUCUCGGCGGCGCGGCGGGCCGCCCGCGAUCAGGCGCGCCCUCAGCGCCAGCAUCGACAGCGUCGGGAGCGACGGCGGGGACGACGAGGAGUUCCUGAGGAGGAUCCAGGAGCUCACGACGGGGCAGCACCCGGGCGCCGGCGGAUGCGGGUGGCCGGCGAGCGUGGAGAGGAGCGCCAGCAGCGUCGGGCUGCCGCUGUCGCUGCGGAUGCUCAAGCGGCGGAAGCAGCAGCAGCAGCAGCUCGAGCAGGGGCGGUGGGACGAGCGCCUCAUGGACCGCGCCGGCGAGUCCGCGCGCGCCGCGGUGGGGCGCGCCUUCGCGUCGAUGGUGCUCAUCAUCCGGGAGCUCCAGAGCUUCACGCUGCAGAUGCGGGAGGCGCUCUUCUACGAGGACCUGCAGGUGGUCCUGGCGCGCGUGCACGCCGAGAUGCACGCCUCCUUCGUCUGGCUCUUCCAGCACAUCUUCUCCGGCACCCCGGCGCUGAUGGUCUCCCUCAUGCUGCUCCUCGCCAACUUCACCGCCUACUCCAUGGGCGACAGCAUCGCGACCGCCGCGACCCUCCCGCCUUCCCAGGCCGCCGUGGCGGCCGUCGAGAUGGUGGACACCCAGCAGCCGGCGGAGCAAUCCUAUUCCCAGCAGCGGUUCGACCCCGCCGCGCUCAAGACGUUCUCAUCCACCGGCCGCACCGCCUCGGUGGGCGGGAACGGCGACGGGGGCGGCAAGGUGCGGCCGGUCGCCGGCGCCACCGGCGACGGCCAGUCGGACGAGUCGUCGCGCAGACGAAGCGGAGCGGUGCUGCCUCAGGACGCGUCGCAGCAGGCGACGCCACUGAGCGCGGGCUCGGAAGCGUCCGUGUCCGACUCGAUGGCCGUGGAGGAGGCGCACCCUGUACAGGACGAGCUGGCCAUCUGGAAGCGGAUAUCCGAUGAGGCGACCAGGAUGCAGGCGAGCGUGAGCGCCGAGGAGCUGAUGGACCCGGAGAUCCUGGAGCAGCUCGUCGCGCCGGUGGAGGCGCCGGCGCCGGACGCGGAGUACUCGGCGGAGCACGCGGCCACGGCGCAGAGAUACGAGCAGGCCGUGUCCGAGGAGCCCAACAACUCGCUGCUGCUCGCCAACUUCGCUCAGUUCCUGUACCAGGUGCAGGGAGACCACGACCGGGCGGAGCACUUCUUCAAGCGGGCGGUGCGCGCGGAGCCGGCGGACGCGGAGGCGCUGGGGCGGUACGCGGCGUUCCUGUGGCAGGCGCGCAACGACCUCGCGGCCGCGGAGGAGACGUACCAGGAGGCCAUCGCCGCCGACCCCAGCAACGCGCACCACGCGGCGGCCUACGCGCACUUCCUGUGGAACACGGGCGGUGAGGACACAUGCUACCCCCUCGACUGAUCUGCGCCGCCGCCCGCCACCGCCCGGCACGCAGAACAUCGAUGCCUCCCAUAAAAACCCAAACACAAAAAAGAAAGAAAGAAAAGAAGAGAUCGCUCCCUCCGCCACUCCGCUCCCUCGGCAAGUCCACGCUCUUCUCGCGGCAUGUGCUUGAGCGGCCACCCGGGCAGCAAAUGCUACACUGCAACAAGUGAAGCUGAAGCUGAUACACUUCGCGCUACUAGAGUCAGAAUCGUUCGUUUGCUUAAGCGGCCAUGUUCUCUCAGUCUCUUCCCGUGGUCGCUCGUUCUGGGGCAAGUGAAGCAGUGGAGCAGCGGCCGACGGAAACCCGCGGCUCGCCGCCGCUUGCCGAUCUGGAAACCCCGGCGGCGCGCGGUUGCCGGCUGCGCCGGGGGGGAUGGGGUCCGUGUCCGUCCACUUGGCGUCGCGUGCCGGGAGACGGCGUGGAUGUUUGCACCUGGCGCCUUGCACGGUGUCGUUGAGAUUCGCGAGACGCCGCUCCGUUCGGUGGGGGAAGGUGAAGUAUAUACACCAGCUGCAAAUUUUGCUUCUUGUAACUGUGCAGAUGAAUAAACUGUAUGAGAAGCUCUCCAAUUUUGUUUGUUUUCACCCGGUGAGGCACCACCAAACCAACAAGUAUAUGGUUCCUUUCCUUUA